Amoebophrya sp. A120 is the source of this 654-nucleotide messenger RNA. The record is from the annotation of a GenBank genome assembly. Lineage: Eukaryota; Dinophyceae; Syndiniales; Amoebophryaceae.
CCGAAAUCCAACUUUUAAUGCUGGACUAUCUAACAGUGAGAACGAAAGACGCAAUCUGUUAUGCGGGAAACAAGAUCUAUGGAGCAGCUUUGAAAAGGGAAUGGAAAUUAACAAUCACGAACAAGCACUGACAACCAGCACUGAGGAAUUAGAAUUUUUUCCGCGAGAACGGGAACAAGACGGUGAAGGAAUUGCUACACCGGUGACAGAAGAAUUUGAAGACGAGAGUAAAGAAGUAAAUUUUUCCGGGGUCCGCAAUUUCGAGAUGGGGGAAGACGAUUUUCAGGUGGGGUUUUCCGGUUUGGGUGGACCUCCCCAUGAGGUGGACCCAAACAGCAGUACCGCCCUGGAAGGAAAAUAUCGAAUGUGUAUGAUGAAAGAGGAAGAAGAACUUGACGAACGGAAAGAAGAACUUGAAGAAGAAGAAGAAGAUGCUGCGCUGUCCUGUCCCGACCACCCCAGCAGCGGGAAUAGUGAACUACAAAAAGAAAUAAAAUUGUGUACGAUGCAGCAAACAGUACGAAUCCCGAGCGAAGACGAAGUUUGUAUCCGGGUGCAUUUAGACGAAGAGAAAUUUGAACGCAACAAGGUUUACAACCUUCAGGGCCGAGGGGGUGGAGCGCUUCCGGGAUUUGUCAUCGAGCCAUCAGUGAU